Molecule: messenger RNA, 713 nt
Organism: Mya arenaria
Lineage: Eukaryota; Metazoa; Mollusca; Bivalvia; Myida; Myidae
Product: dynein light chain Tctex-type protein 2B-like
Exons: 4
Coding region: 38-706 (222 amino acids)
Biological process (GO): microtubule-based movement
Cellular component (GO): cytoplasmic dynein complex; cytoplasm
Molecular function (GO): dynein intermediate chain binding
Source: RefSeq, a predicted model, not a curated record
UUGUGGAAUAAUUGUCCAGGACAUUUGCAUCACGAGCAUGUCUGCCAACGAGCGGUUGACGAUCCAGGCGCUUAAGGAUCAUGACAAAGUCCACCCCAAAAUGUCGGCUUCCGGUGCAACUCCGGUAAAAGAGCCACACGGUCCUACAAAAGCAGCGAGUUCCCGCAUUUCCGUAUCGUCCCGUCGGAGCCACACGAGCGGCGAGCAGACUUCCUCUCGAUCCGACAAAAACAGCCACCCGCCCACCAAACUCAACUACUUCAAGUUCGUUCUAGCGACCAAAGCAUGGCGUCAACAGGCCAAGGACCGGAGUAUACGGAGUGAGAAACUAUCAAAGCCGGUGGUUAAAUACGAAAACACGUAUAAAACUGAGCCGGAAGAUGGACAAUUGUUUGCCCCGGGACGUGUGGAGCAAAUGAUAAAAGAAACGCUCGAACACAGGCUGAAAACUGUUAAAUACAGCUCGGAUAAGUCUAGAAUCAUUGCCACAGAGCUCACCGCGGAUAUUAAAAGCAAGGUGAAAGCAAUGGGCUUCCCGCGGUAUAAAAUCGUGUGUAACAUUAUUAUCACAGAAAACAAGCGGCAGGGACUUGAAGUGGCCAGUAGAUGUAUCUGGAACCAACAGACGGACAACUUUGCUUCCUAUACCUACAGAAACGCAAGCUUAAUUGCAAUAGCUAAUGUGCACGGAGUCUACUUUGAAUGAAGUCUAG